UCAUGUACAAGAGAGCUCUUCCACCAGCUCAUUAUUCACUGAAGAUACAAUCAUUUUCGUUAUUAUCAAAAUCCAAUGUGGACAAGUAUGACUCCGGUGUUUUUGAAGUCGGGGGAUACAAAUGGAGCCUAUCUCUUUACCCUAACGGAGACAAGGACAAUAACGGGUCGGGAUUUGUUUCCUUCUAUUUGUCAAUAGAAGAGACAGAUAAGCUUCCUCACGGUUGGGAGGUCGACGUCAACUACAAGCUUUUCGUGUAUGACAAGAUACGAGAUGUGUACUUGACCAUCCAAGAUGCUGAUGGGGCAGUGAGGAGCUUCCAUGACUUGAAGACCCAAUGGGGGUUUGCUCAGUUUCUGUCCUUGGAAACAUUCAAAGAGGCUUCAAAUGGAUACCUUGUGGGGGACUCUUGUAUAUCUGGGGCUGAGGUCUUUGUCAUCAAAUCUACUGGCAAAUGGGAGUCUCUUAGCAUGAUCAAAGACCCGCUGAACCUGCCAUUCACUUGGAAUAUCAAAAACUUCUCCAAAUUGGACAAGAGCGUUUACUAUUCCGACGCCUUCCCCAUUGGAGAGAGUAGUUGGAAGCUCCAAGUGUAUCCCAAUGGUUUUGGGCCCAAGAAAGGGAAGUCAUUAUCUGUUUACUUGCUGUUAGUUGGUAAUAAAGACCUUCCUCCCAAGAGAAGAGUAUACCGCGAGUGCAAUUUGCGCGUAUUGGACCAGCUGAAUGAUAACCAUAUGGAGAAGAAAAGUAGCCACUGGGUCCAAAAAUCAGAUGGUUCCACUGGUUUCCAUGACUUCAUGUCCUUGGAGGAUCUCCAUAAGCCAUCGAAAGGGUUCAUUUAUAAUGAUGUCCUGAUUGUUGAAGUCCAGAUCCUCGUGGUGUCGGUCGCCAAGGUUGUAGGAGUUUGACGGCUCUACCCUCAUAUUGCUCCCUUCGAUGUUGUCAUAAGUUCCUCGAGAUCAAUUUCUAUCGACCAGUUUGUCAAUGCAUUGUUCCCCCAAGUUUGGUUUCUCCCUCUAUUCGAUGGAGUGGAAUCCCGCAAAUUGAUGCGUUCAUCAUUUAGUUUAUUGUACUAGAGCCAGUAAAGAAUCUUACGAGUUCAAUUCUCCAACUUU
Molecule: messenger RNA, 1115 nt
Organism: Rhodamnia argentea
Lineage: Eukaryota; Viridiplantae; Streptophyta; Magnoliopsida; Myrtales; Myrtaceae
Product: MATH domain and coiled-coil domain-containing protein At3g58410-like
Exons: 6
Coding region: 3-908 (301 amino acids)
Molecular function (GO): protein binding
Source: RefSeq, a predicted model, not a curated record